UGUGUGCACUGUAGCUUAUAAAUGCUGAUUCUGUAUCCCAUUUUAUAUGAAUGUUUUUGUACAUGUCACCUUGUCCUUUUUGCAAGUGACACUGUUUUGCAAAGUGAAUCUUGUGCCUCCUGGGAAUUAAGUCAUUCUUCAAAACAGCUGGAGGGGUAGAGAGAAACUGAUCCCUGGGGGACCUUGGGGCUGUGUCAACAAGAGCCUGAUGUGUGCAAGGCUGCGUUCAGUUGACGUGACUGGCACAGAAUGUACCUGCAGCAGAGCUGGAAACUGUGUAUUCAGGUGAACCAGGGGUGUGGAGAGAAUGUCACUUCAUUUACCCCUUCCUGACACUCCAACUGCCCCCAUGGAGAAGGACCCAACAGACUUAAGUCAGGACUCUGUCUCUGUGGGGAUGCCUGAGAAGCGCCAGUGGACAUCAAGGGACUGGCUAAGAUUUGCUCCUCUUUGGAUGGUUAUAAUAUUGAUUGCUGGAGCAGGGAUAACAUGGUACAUUCUAGAGGUGGACACAAGUCCAGUGCUGAGGGUCAGCAAGUUGUAUUCCUGUACUCUAAACAUUCUGAGCCAAGAACUUACCUACGACUUGACAAGGCCUGAAAGCAGCUCAUUCAGAAAUGAGGCAGCACACCUUCAGAAACUGGUGAAUGGUCUUGUUCUUGCUUCUGAACUGGCACCGUAUCAUAACUCUUGCACAGUGUAUGCUUUCGGAGAAGGAAGCCUGAAGAUCUAUUUCUGGGUGAGCUUGGAAGUGCCUGAUACUGACUCCAAAUAUGUAACUGUGAGCUCCGUCACUGCGGCACUCAAUAGUGUUCUACAUAAAACGACCAACCCCCAAGGCCACUAUAUAUUUGACCAGUACCAUGUGGACCCAAAUUCAUUGACUAUUCAGGCGGCCAGUGUACAUGACAUCCAGCUGCUCUCUUCCAGUGCUGGGUGCUACAGGUACAGCUAUGUGAGAGCUGGCCAAGAAAUUCUUUUGAAGGGACCUGAUUAUCUUUCCCCUACCUGUGUGUGGCACCUGCAGGGUCCUCCUGCUUAUCUUCUUCGUCUUCGUCUAAAAUGGACUCGCUCUGAGUGUAGGGACCGAUUAGCAAUGUAUGACACAAGUGCCCCUCUGGAGUCCCAUCUUAUUACCUCGCACUAUGGUUGCAGUCGACAAGAACCCAUCUCUGAAAUACUGUCUUCUGGGAGCUCCAUGCUGGUUGUCUGGAAGCAGGCGAUGUACAGUUACUAUGACCCAUUCGUCCUCACAGUCAUGCCGCUUCUAGUUGAAAGUUGCCAACACAGCAUCCAAAUGAAGGAAGGGCUAGACAUUCAAGGUCAGCUUAGGACACCCUAUUAUCCAAGAUACUACCCUCCAAAACCUCAAUGCACCUGGAACAUCACAGUCCCUUCUCCUGAGUAUGGUGUUGUUCUGUGGUUUGAAGGCUACAUGCUUUCAAGGCAAUACACAUAUGCUCCUUGCAUGCAGGGAGCUUGGCAAAUACAGAAUCGAAGGAUGUGUGGGUUUCGGGUGCUUCAAUCCUAUGCUGAGAGAAUUGACCCAGUCUCAGGCAAUGUCACGGUGUCCUUUACCUGUCCCACCACUUUAACGGGGCCUGGUGUGCAAGCCUCCUACAGCCUCUUUAACCAAUCAGAUCCAUGUCCUGGAGAGUUCCUGUGUGCUGUAAAUGGUCUGUGUGUGCCUCUCUGUGAUGGGGUUAAAGACUGUCCCAAUGAGUUAGAUGAAAGGAACUGUGUGUGCCCUGCACAGUACCACUGCCUGGAAGAUGGGACCUGUAUCACUAUCACAAGUGUAUGUGAUGGCAAGAAAGACUGUAUCAAUGGAACAGAUGAGGAGCAAUGUAACCAAGCUGUGGCCUGUGGUGCGUUUAACUACAAAUGCGCAGAUGGAAGCUGUGUGCAGAAGCCAAACCCUGAAUGUGAUUCCAUAGAAGAUUGUGCUGAUAAGUCAGAUGAAAAGAAUUGUGGCUGCGGCAUUCAGGCAGUAGCAAGUCGCUUGGUUGGUGGCACCCAGGCACAAGAGGGGGAAUGGCCAUGGCAAGCCAGCCUACAGGUGCGUGGGGAGCACAUAUGUGGAGGGACCUUGGUGGCUGAUCAGUGGAUCCUUUCUGCAGCACACUGCUUCAACCCAGAGAGCUAUGCAUCACCUGAGGUCUGGACUGUGUACCUGGGUAAAGUGCGCCUGAGCAGGAGCACCCAGAAAGAAUUAUCCUUCAAAGUUAAUCGACUAGUGAUUCAUCCUUUCUAUGAUGAGGAUUCACAUGACUAUGACGUGGCCCUUGUUCUACUGGAUCACUCUGUGCCUCUCACGUCUCCACAUGUCAAGCCCAUCUGCCUCCCUUCCAGUACCCAUCACUUCCCCACUGGUUCCUUAUGCUGGGUCACAGGCUGGGGUGCUGUCAAGGAAAAUGGUCCCACCAGUGAUGUGCUCCAGAAGGUAGAUAUGCAACUCAUCUCACAGGAUAUCUGUUCUGAACUUUACCGCUAUCAGAUCUCACCAAGAAUGCUCUGCGCUGGCUAUCUUGACGGCACUAAAGAUGCAUGUCAGGGUGACUCCGGGAGCCCUUUGGUUUGUAAAACUGCCAAUGGACGUUGGUUCCAAGCAGGUUUGGUGAGCUGGGGGGCUGGCUGUGGCAUCCCCAGAUACUUUGGGGUGUAUAGCCGAAUAACAAGACUCGUACAGUGGAUUGAAUCUAUUACAUCAUAAAUUGAGUACAUUUCUAUAGAAUGAAAUUAGAGAACAACAAAUUAAUGGAACUUCUAAGGAUCAAAGGAAACACCAGGAGCACUUUUCAGAAGCACCAUUGAUGUAGCUAUAAAGGACUUGUUAAUAACUGGAGUACACGUACAAGUUCAUCAGUUGAAUGUAUUUUUUUUAGUAAAGAUUGAUUAUUAAAUACC
Xenopus laevis (African clawed frog) is the source of this 2907-nucleotide messenger RNA. It is a transcript of the gene tmprss6.S, whose product is annotated as transmembrane serine protease 6 S homeolog. The record is from RefSeq and is a predicted model, not a curated record. Lineage: Eukaryota; Metazoa; Chordata; Amphibia; Anura; Pipidae. The coding region runs from base 308 to 2713 and encodes 801 amino acids. The transcript is spliced from 18 exons.